GGUCUCAGCCCGCCCCUUCCCCGCCCGCCGCCGCCGCCAUGGGGCCGCUCUGCUCCCUGUUGCUGCUGGUGCUGGUGCUGGGCACCGGUACCGCUACCGGUAGCGGCACCGGUACCGGCACCGGGUCCGGGCCGGCCCCGCCGCGGGUGGUGCUCGCCCUCCUGGCCCGCAACGCGCAGCACUCGCUGCCGCACUGCCUGGGAGCGCUGGAGCGCUUGGACUACCCCGCGGGGAGCAUCGCCCUGUGGUGCGCGACAGACCACAACUCGGACAACACGACAGCGAUGCUGCAGGAGUGGCUGGGUGCUGUGGGCAGUGAGUACCACUCGGUGGCAUGGAAGGUGCAGGAGGAGCCCAGCUCCUACCCCGACGAGCUCGGACCCAAGCACUGGAGCAAUCAGCGCUAUGAAAACCUGAUGAGGCUGAAGCAGGAGGCUCUCACCUACGGCCGGGAGCAGCGAGCAGACUACAUCUUGUUUGUGGACACCGACAGCAUCCUGACCAACAACCAGACCCUCCGGUUUCUCAUGGCACAGAACAAGUCAGUGGUGGCCCCAAUGCUGGACUCGCAGACCUUCUACUCCAACUUCUGGUGCGGCAUCACACCCCAGGGGUACUACCGCCGCACGGCUGACUACUUCCCCACCAAGAACCGGCAGCGGCUGGGCUGCUUCCCCGUCCCCAUGGUCUAUGGCACCUUCCUGAUCGACCUGAGGAAGGAGGAGACGUCGCGGUUGGCUUUCUACCCUCCCCAUCCCAACUACACCUGGGCCUUCGACGACAUCAUCGUCUUCGCAUACUCCUGCCAGGAGGCCGGCGCCGAUGUCCACGUGUGCAACCAGCAGCGCUUUGGCUACAUCAACGUCCCCGUGAAGGCUCAUCAGACACAGGAGGAUGAACGUGCCAACUUUGUGCAUCUCACACUGGAGGCUAUGGUGGAUGGCCCCCCCAUGCAGCGCUCCAGGCAUAUCUCCCUCCUCCCCAAGCCACUCACAAAAAUGGGCUUUGAUGAAAUCUUCCUCAUCAACCUGGUGCGGCGGCCGGACCGGCGCCGGCGGAUGCUGGCGUCCCUGCGGGAGCUGGAGAUCACCCCACGCGUGGUGGAUGCUGUGGAUGGGAGUGCCCUCAACAGCAGCGACAUCAAGGUGCUGGGGGUGGACUUGCUCCCUGGCUACUACGACCCCUUCUCUGGGCGCACGCUCACCAAGGGUGAGGUUGGCUGCUUCCUCAGCCACUACAACAUCUGGAAGGAGAUCGCAUCCCGGGGGCUGGAGCGCUCGGUGGUGUUCGAGGACGACGUCCGCUUCGAGGCCGCCUUCCCGGCACGGCUGCGGCGCCUCAUGGAGGAGCUGGAUGGGGCACAGCGGGACUGGGACCUCAUCUACCUGGGGAGGAAGCAGGUGAACGCAGAGGAUGAGGAGCCUGUGCAGGGCGUGCGGAACCUGGUGGUGGCCGGGUACUCCUACUGGACACUGGCCUACGCCAUCUCCCGCCGUGGGGCGCAGAAGCUGCUGGAUGCUGAGCCCCUGUCCAAGAUGCUGCCGGUGGACGAGUUCCUGCCCAUCAUGUACGACAGGCACCCCAAUGAGGACUACAAGCGGCACUUCUCCCCCCGGGACCUGCUGGUGUUUUCGGCUCAUCCCCUCUUGGUUUAUCCCACUCACUACGCUGGGGAAAGCAACUGGCUGAGCGACACCGAGACCUCCACCAUCUGGGAUGAUGAUGCCAAGAAGACCGAAUGGGCUGGUUCACACAAGACCCUGAGGGACCCGCGGGGUGGCAGCAGUUACCUCCGCUCCGCCGCCCGCGAUGAGCUCUGAUGGGAUGGAUCCUGACCCAGCCGGGAGCACCGGCGGCCUCAUCCUGCCCGGGAGCCGCUGCUGGACCCAUCCUCAGGGCUCUGCACAUCUGGAGGUGCGGAAUCCACCCGAGGCAGGAUUUGCUCCAUGGAGAGCCCCUUCCCAAUGGA
Messenger RNA from Pezoporus occidentalis (night parrot), 1969 nucleotides. RefSeq names its product cerebral endothelial cell adhesion molecule (gene CERCAM). Bases 39 to 1820 code for a protein of 593 amino acids. The record is from RefSeq and is a predicted model, not a curated record. Lineage: Eukaryota; Metazoa; Chordata; Aves; Psittaciformes; Psittacidae. The transcript is spliced from 13 exons.